GUUGUCGAUUUGGCUGGUUUGAUAUUUUACUGCUGCUCUAUAUAUCGUUUAACAGUUUGGCUUGAAUAUUUAACAAAGCCUGAAAUAGAAAGGAAAAAAUACAAGUACAAAAUAUCAGUGUCCUUUAAUUGAAAGUUUUGUUGUUUUUUAAAGAAAAUAAAAUAAAUUUUCAUCAUCAUCAUCAUCAUCUAUUAUAGUAGUCCAAAAUAAUUGAAAUGACAUUUUUACGUAAAUUUAUUCGUUUACAACAACAACAUAAAACAUUACAAUGGAUGAAAUUACCAUUAAUGUUAAGUCGAUGUCAAUAUCAUGGUUAUACAAAUGAACCAACACAUCCAAUACCUGGACGACAACCAAAAUCGAUGACCGCUGAUGAAGCUGUUUCUGCUGUAAAAUCCGGUGAUCAUGUAUUUAUACAUGGUGCUGCAGCCACACCAAGAGCACUUGUACCUGCAUUAGCUGAACAUGGUAAAAAAAAUAAACUAAAAGAUGUUCGUAUCCAUCAUAUACAUACAGAAGGUGCAGGUGAAUAUAAUGCUCCUGAAUUUGAAGGAAUUUUUCGUUCCAAUUCAUUAUUCACUGGUGCUAAUUCACGUGAAGCAAUCAAUGCUGGUCGUGCUGAUUUUACUCCAAUUUUUUUGGGUGAAAUUCCAAAGCUUUUUUAUCAGGGCAUAAUUAAACCAGAUGUUGCUAUGGUAACUGUUUCACCGGCUGAUGAACAUGGUUAUCAUUCAUUGGGAACUUCAUGCGAUGUUGCACGUGCUGCAUUAAUGCAUUCAAAAUAUAUUAUCGGUCAAGUGAACAAAUUUAUGCCACGAACAUUUGGUCAUUCAGUUGUACAUCAAUCACAUUUUGAUGCCUUAGUUGAUGGUCCGCUUCCAAUGCCGGAUCAUGCACCGAAAAAUUUAACAGAUACUGAGAAAAAAAUUGGACAAUUGAUUGCUGCAAAUCUUGUGGAAGAUGGUGCCACUAUGCAGAUGGGUAUCGGUGCCAUUCCGGAUGCUGUACUUGCCGAUUUGGUUAAUCAUAAAAAUCUUGGCAUUCAUUCUGAAAUGUUUUCCGACGGAGUUGUUGACCUUUGUAACAAAGGUGUAAUUACUAAUUCGGAAAAGAAAUUACAAGUUGGACGAAUUACAGCAUCGUUUUUGAUUGGAUCGAAAAAAUUAUACGAAUUUGUCGAUAACAAUCCUUUUAUUGUUAUGAUGGGAAUUGAUUAUGUCAAUGAUGAAUUUAACAUUGCCCAAAAUCCCAAAGUGACUGCAAUCAAUUCAUGUAUCGAAGUGGAUAUUCUUGGUCAGGUUUGUGCUGAUUCUAUUGGCACUCGUGUAUAUUCAGGUUUUGGCGGUCAAGUUGACUUUUUACGUGGUGCUGCUAAAGGUUUAGAUGGUAAAGGAAAAGCUAUUCUGGCCAUGCCUUCAGUUACUAGAAAAGGUGAAUCAAAAAUAUCCAUUAGCCUAAAACCCGGUAAUCGAAUGGACAGUGGUAAUAUGGUCGGCGAUAAUCGCGCACCAUGUCGUGUUCUUAAAUUUCAUGAAAAAUUCUCAUCGCCAUCACGACGUCGCCCUGUUGGUGAUACGUUAAAAAAACAAGAAGAAAAACAGGCAAAAGCACAAGAAGCAAGGGAAAAAUUGUUGGAAAAAAGAGCGGAAAAAUUCAAAGAUAUAUUCAAAAAAGUUGAAGAAAUCAAAGCUCAAAAAGAAGAACAACAGAUACAGCUAAGAUUAUCUAUGGAGAUGAGAUUACAAAAAGCGGGCAAAAAACGACAAGAACAAAUAAAUAAAAUUGUUCGAAAAGCUCAUGAUGAAGAUGAAAAAGUUAGUGAAAUAUUGUUUAUUAAUUCAUUGGGAGCGGAUACAAAAAAGCAUGAAAUUUUUAGCAAAGAAAAAGUUCAUGAAUCAAGAUUACAAGAUUUACAAGAAGAACGACAAAGAAAAUUGGAAGAAAAAGCAUCGAAAGAAAAAGCAUUCGAGGAAAGACGAAAAGCAAUCGAAGCCGAAAAACAGGCCAGAAUUGAAAAACUUAAAGAACAACGAAAGCUAAAAGUAAUGAAAAUUCAACGACAAUUUCAGGAAAAGGAAAAAGAACGUCUUGAAUUAGCAUUUCAAAAAGAGUUGGAUCGAAAAUCAAAGAUAUCAGCGCUAAAUGCAUUACAUGCUGCCGAAAAAGAAGAACUACAGAAAAAGAUUCUGGCCAAACAAGAAGAAAGCAAACGAAGACAUGAAGAAAAUAUGGAACAAAUUCGUCAAAAAGCAUUAGAAUUAUCGGUGAAAAAAUCUUCAAGUACCAGUGAUGAGGCAUUAGUCUGUGUACCUUAUGAUACGGUUAAAAUGUGUGCCCUCUGUAAAGUAAUUAUCAAAUCAGAAGUUUACCUAUUUGGACAUUUGAGGGGUAAAAGACACAAUGACGCUAUAAUCAAACAAAAUGAUGGAAAAAUUCCUAGUCCAGAGGAAUUGGAAAAUUUUAAUCUAAAAUUUAUAAUUGAUGCUCAAGCUCUUGGUGAUGGCAAUGAUGAUUAUUUGAAAUCAUUCCAGGAUUGUGAUAGCGAAAAAUUAAAACAAGCGAAGAAAAAAUCCAAAAAACUUAAACAAAAAUUGGUUAAUAAAGCUGUAGAUUUUGAAAAAACAUUCAAUCUUGAAAAAGAUGUUCAAAAUUCAGAAAUUGAAAAUAUUUCAAAAGAAUCAAAACAAAAACUUGCCAAAAUAAUCAAAGAUCUUGGUAUAUUGAGUUCUUUGGCUAAAUUGCUUAACUUAUCAUCGUCCGAUGAUUUCCAUGAAAUUGCUUAUGGCGUCAAUUUGAAACAUGAUGGAACUCAAUUCAUGUUAACGCUUAAGGUUACACAACUUUGCGGUACUGUAUCAUUGCUAUAUGGAUUUCUAUUACAUUCCGGUGCUCCUGUUCGUGAAGAAAAAGUUCCGGCAAUUGUGCCUGAUCAUACAUUGAAUGUUGCAUUAGAAAUAAUACGCUUUUUCAACUAUUUAAUGUUACUUGAUAUUAACCUAAUUCAGUCGAUUUUAGGAAGUGAAGGACUUUCUUUACAGAUACGACACAUUUGUAGCUAUUUGAUUUGGUAUUGCUCACAUCAUCUGAACAAUUCAGAUUUGCUCAAUGAAGUCAUUUUGUUGAUUGGAAAUUUUGUCGUGCUUAAUAAUGAUAAUCAAACAUUGCUGCAAUCAGGACAAAGACCAACCGUCGUACAACAAUUAUGUUCACUGCCAUUCGACUAUUUUAGCGAUAAUCGUUUGAAACAGAUUCUUUUUCCCACACUGAUUGUUUGCUGUUUCAACAAUGAUGAUAAUCUAAAUAUUUUGAAACAGGAAAUGUCUACAACAAUGUUGUCGAAAUUUAUCGAUCAGGAAAUCAUGAACAGCCAACUGGAUCAAUUGGAAAAUGAUCGACGACAGAAUAACAUAAUCGCCAAAAAAUGGUCAUUACCGAUACGGUUUCCUAAGCACAAAUGGAUCGAAGCAAAAACAUAUUUCCAACGUUUUAAAUAAUUUUUAUUUGUAUAUUUAUUUUUUUCGGAAUUUAUUAAAAUUUAAAAUAAUUUAAAUGAGGAAAUUAUUAUAGAUGGUGUUCCUAAUGCGAAUCUUUCUUUAAAAAAAAACUAAA
This is a messenger RNA of Dermatophagoides pteronyssinus (European house dust mite), 3609 nucleotides long. RefSeq names its product S phase cyclin A-associated protein in the endoplasmic reticulum-like. The record is from RefSeq and is a predicted model, not a curated record. NCBI's taxonomy places the organism in Eukaryota, Metazoa, Arthropoda, Arachnida, Sarcoptiformes, Pyroglyphidae.